AAAUCAUGAUUGAUAUAGAAAAUAUAACAGAUACAGUUUAUAAUAAUCUUGUAAAUGUAGAUGAUAUUGAUAAAAAUUUAGAAAGUAUCUAUGGGUUUUAUUUUAAAAUGACAAUUAAUUUAGAUACAUUAAUAAAUGAAGUUCCAUUAGAAAUAGAACAAGAUCAAUAUGAAUAA
Scutellospora calospora is the source of this 176-nucleotide messenger RNA. The record is from the annotation of a GenBank genome assembly. Lineage: Eukaryota; Fungi; Glomeromycota; Glomeromycetes; Diversisporales; Gigasporaceae.